Messenger RNA from Ruditapes philippinarum (Manila clam), 1194 nucleotides. Its product is annotated as ATP-binding cassette sub-family A member 2-like. NCBI's taxonomy places the organism in Eukaryota, Metazoa, Mollusca, Bivalvia, Venerida, Veneridae. Gene Ontology annotation, molecular function: ABC-type transporter activity; lipid carrier activity. The transcript has 4 exons. Gene Ontology annotation, biological process: lipid transport; transmembrane transport. The record is from RefSeq and is a predicted model, not a curated record. The coding region runs from base 1 to 534 and encodes 177 amino acids. Gene Ontology annotation, cellular component: intracellular membrane-bounded organelle; membrane.
AUGAUAACAAUCGCAAUAUUUCCAACAUCAGCUCUGGGUGUAGGCGGGAAAUAUUUCCUGUUUUAUGAGUUAGAGGGAUCAAGCUUACAAUGGGAGAACCUGCAUGUGUCGCCACGGGAACAUGAUAAUUUAAGUCUACAGAUUGUGAAGAUAAUGAUAGCAGUGGACACAAUUGUUUACUUUAUACUGGCCUGGUAUAUAGAGAAUGUACAUCCAGGAUCUUAUGGUAUACCAAAGCCAUGGUAUUUUCCAUUCACAAGCUCUUACUGGUGUGGAACAUCACUUUGGGAAACAUGUUGUCUUAAACGUCUGUUCGGAAUUAAUCGUAGCAGACGUCGUUACUACCUCGUCAAUGAUGAUCCGGAAAAUGAUGAUGUCACUGUUGAUGAUGACUCAGGUAUAUAUUGGUGUGGGUGUAACACAGACUGUAUCUGUACACUAUAUAUUAAACCGGACCUGCGAGACUUGACAAGAGGAGAAGUUGUGAACAACUUGAGAAAGGUUAGUAUGAAUCAUAUAUCCUAUCAAGAUUAAUACAUCCAUAUGUCAAGAUUUAAAUAUAUUGCAUUGGUAUGUCAAGACUGAUAUUUUAAGAGGUUUUGUCAUGAUCAGAUUGUUGGCCUUUGUUAACUUUCCAUAUAGUUAGUCAUUUAUUUCAAUACUAUAAGCUUCAUAAUAUGUGGAUUAACCUUGAUGGUUUAAACCUGUCACACUCAUUAUGUGGUCAAAAAGUCAAAGGUUAAAGUCAUUGUGACCUUUAAUAUGUUAAGGUCCAUUUUCUCAGAAACUACCAAAGCUUUAAACUAAUUUACUUAUACAGUAGAAUCCCUGCUUAAGACCACCUCAGAAUAAAGACCAACCCGCUUUUGAGACCAGUUUUUAAAAGAACAGAAUUAAGACCACCUGGCUUAUACACUUUUAAGACCUCCAAAUUCAGUCCCAAUUCUUGUUUUGUUCUUUAUUUGACCUCACUAUUGAGAACACUGAUAUUAAAAUCAACACCUUCCUAGAUCUUAAAUAUGUUGUUCUGUUGUUAUCUGCUUGAAUGCUCUUAGGCAUGACACUUGAUUUCACAAGGUGUCAAAAACUGUUGUUAUUGGGUUAUUGUAUGAAAUAAGGUGAGAAAGUAAAUUUUAGAGUGGUUUAAUGUUGCUUUAAGCACAUUUAUUUUGUGAAGAAAUAGAGUGUAGGACA